AAAGAAUACACCAGUGUGUUUUCAGGGUGGGGUAGCAGUGAGUAAUUAUCAUCCGAAGCACAUGCAGGAGUUUUCUUCCUUACUCUCUCUGGAAAGAUUCCUGCUUGGAUUCCCCAGGUUAAUUCAGAUGUUGUUGGGGGUUUGAGUGCUGCUCAUCUGGGUCAAGGAGGGGUUGUCAUUCAGAGGCUGGCAAAGUUUUUAAAGCUACUCAUUACCAUUGUUGUACCAGAGUGUUUUUCAUUAGUGCUCUUCACAAUGUUCAGUUUUGCUGUUUUUUUGGUUGAAAACAUCCUUGCUGCCUGAGAAGGUAGGGAGCAGUGAGUGUGCCAAAGCCAGUCUGCCUUGGAGGCAAUAUGGGUGGAAAAUCAACCUUGGGACCUGCUCCAGAGGUCUCUGAGACUGCUCCAAGGAGAGCAAUUAUCAGACAUUGCUAAUUGAUUAUGAACUAUCAGCCAUUGCCAGUGGCUCUGGCAGCAGCACACGCUGGAGGAGGUGAAUUGUCACCAACCUUCACCAUGCUCCUUCCUGCAGGAACCUUUGGGAUUUGAGGAGAUGUGGCCCAUGGGCUGCAAAACCAAAACACGUCUUGGACGUUACCUUUGUCACAGGUACUGAAGGAAAAUGGGCGAAGUCAGGCAGCUGAUGUUGUCAUUGGAAAGGGGGUAGGAGAGGGAGCUGGGCUGCUGCUCAGCGUGAUGGCUGUCCCUAGAAACAGACCCUUGAAAUAGUCCUUCAAGCAGCAGAAAGAGAAUAGGAUGAUGGUCAUGACUCAGGUAGAGGAGGGGGAAGCAGAGGUGAAAUGAUUUGCUAUAAAGCUGUUUGUUAAAAACAGUGCAUACACCUUGCUCAACACUUACUGUGCCUACCAAAGCAGGAUGAGAAGAUAUGAGACUAUUGAUAAAGGGAAGGAAUCUUGACCAAAGAUCCUGUUUUUAAACCUAAAACUGAGUCAAACCAGCCUCGAAGUUUGGACCUGGGCCAGGGACAUAAAAAGCAUGCACAGGGAAGAGAGGUGAAAAGUUCAGAAUGAAGGAGACUCUUACUUCAUUCCAGAGACCCCUGCCCACGACCACCAGACGACACUGCACAAGCGCAACGCAGCUGUCAAUGACUUUUGGGCUCGUUGUAAUACGAGGCGAGGCUGGGCGGGGCUGGGUAAUGAAUAUGUAUAGGCAUUUUGGGAAACUUAAUGAAUAUGGAACUUGUAACCCGAUAUAUACCAGGCUGAGUGCAGCUGUCGGCGCACAUGACUUUGGAGGAGCGAUCCCCCGUGCGUCCCAGCACUGGAGUAAACAUACCGACUUUACAACUUAUUCCAGUAGUGGAGUCUUUUCUGCGUAUCAUUUUGGCAGGCAAUGCGGAUAUAUCAGGAGGAAAUUGUUCCAAGCCCAUCUAUCUGCUGGUGUACAGGGGAGAAGGAGAUGGCACCAUUGUGUAUGGCAUUCUCAUAAACAAGUGAGGAAGAUGUGGCCUUGAUGAGACAGAUAUUGGGUGAGUGAAAAACUGGUUGCACAGUUAGAAAAUCUGUCAGAAGUUCAUUGCCAGAAAGGGAGGUAAUGGCAAAUAUGAACCUGAGCCUGUUGCUUGUGUUUCUGUUCAUGGCUUGGAGGAGGGACGAGGCUGUGUUAUUUGAUGUGCAGCUGGGAGGGACUUGAGCACAACAGAGGCCAGCACUAUAAUUCAAAGGCACAAGAGAAGUAGUCUGGAAAAAGCCCAAGGUUUGUAUUCCAGGGGUCAUGCUGGUGAGUGAAGGCAGCGGGUGCAAGGUCUCAGUGGGGCCAGGGAAGCUGUCCCAGCUGUGCUGAGAGCCAGGAAAAUCAGGGGGGUAGGAGGGUUUUGCCCUUGACUGCUGCACUUCAGCAUCAAUGGGGUUUGGCUGGAGACAGUCCAAAGGGAGCUGUAAAAAUGACAAGAGGGGGCUGGGAUGUAACCUCUUCAGGAAAGCCAGAGCGGAUGGUAAGAGACACUGAGGAAAUGUGGUGCGUCCUUAAACAUGGGGCCCGUGAGGAGGAAGAGGGUUCCUCUUUCUCCUUGCCAAUUAGGACAAGCUGUGUUGAAGUUAAACUGCAGUUUAAGAGAGGAUAAAGACAUCUUUGUGCACUUUUCAAGGUACAGUCUGACACUUCCCUGGUGACACGCUUUGCCUUCCAUGCUCCUGAUUCCCUGUAAGCCUGGUUUAGCACAGCAUCUAUUCCAGUAACUCACGUGGCUUUGGUGAAUUAACUACUUAACCCAUGGGAAUUGUACCAUUAUCUUCAGAAGAACUAGAAAAAUAAAGUGCAUUUAUAAGGUUUUUAUUGUUUUCACCCCACCAUCAACAUUCCCUUUAAGAACAUCAAAAGAUUAAAAAAACAGAUAGAGACAUCUGCCAGCGUCUCUUGAGAUGAGUAUUGCACUUUCUUCUAAUCCAGGCCCAGCCUUUGGAGCCUCUCCAUGCCUUCACAAAACAGAGGAUUUCUUCUUGUAUUUAAGAACCAUCUAAAGACCCUUUUACUGUGUUUUAACAGAGACCUUUGUCAGCAGAGUUAAAAAAUGCUGGCACUUGCUCUGCCCAGAUUAAAGAUGAUGUAUUACCCUCUGCUGCUUGGACCCCAUUUACAGCUUCUGUUACAAGAUUACGUAAGGCUCCAAGGCAGUGGCAGGGCUGGCGAUAAGGAACAAAGUCCGGGCACAGGCUGGAUUUUCCCCUCCAGCACUUUUCAUUCCUUCUCUAGACCUGAGAGAAGAGCUGCAGGGAGCAGCCUGUCCCCUCCUGCAGCCUCCGGACCCCCAGCAUGGCAUCACCCAUGAGGAGUUUGCUCGCUGAUCCUGACAGAUACCUCCAGUCAUUCCGCCUCUUCCUGGAGAGGUCGACCGAGCACCAGUGCAUGCAGGAGUUCGUGGAGAGGCAGCUGCCGGGCGUGAUAGCGAGUAUUGGAAAUGGGAAGUCUACUAUCAAUGUUCUAAGCGUUGGUGGUGGAGCAGGUGAGAUGGAUUUGCAGAUCCUCUCAAAAAUACGAGCCAGAUAUCCUGAGGCCACCAUCAACAAUGAAGUAAUAGAGCCCAGUGCUGACCAAAUCUCCAAGUACAAAGAGCAUGUGGCUCAGGCAUCAAACCUCGAGAACAUAAAGUUUACCUGGCACAAGGAGACAGCUUAUGAAUAUGAAAGUCGAGUGAAUGCAGAAAAGAAGACUAAAAAGUGGGACUUCAUUCACAUGAUCCAGAUGCUCUAUUAUGUGAGAGAUAUCCCAGCAACUAUCCGGUACUUCCACAGCCUCCUGGAAUCGCAGGCAAAGCUCCUCAUUAUCCUGGUGUCAGGAAAGAGUGGCUGGGAAACACUGUGGAAGAAGUAUGGGUCUUCCUUCCCUCUGGAAGAUCUUUGCUCUUAUGUUUCCUCUGCUGAUUUGCCAAGGAUGCUGGAUUCAGCUGGGCUGAAGUACCAGCUCUACGAGCUCCCAUCCCGCAUGGACAUAACGAGCUGCUUUAUUGAAGGGGACAAAGAUGGGGAGCUGUUGCUGGACUUCCUGACAGAAACACUUGACUUUGCUAAAACUGCCCCCCCUGAACUAAAGCAUCAGCUAAUGGAAGACUUGAGAAAGCCUGGAUGCAGUGAAAACAAAGAUGGGAAGGUGUUUUUCAGUAACAACCUGGGCGUAAUAGUGAUUGACCCAUGAGUUAACCUCUUCUUCCUGAUCCAAGGCAAAAAGUCAGAUACAAACUGUUAACAGCUGAAAUGUAUUUUUUCAUCUUUUAUAAAUGGCUUAAUUUACUUCAACACCGAUAAUAAUUUUUGGAGUUUGUUAAGAAAUCAGUAUUAACAUCUGUUGUUAUGAGUGAGCUUUAAUACCUGAUUAAUUCUACACUAAUCUAUGAAUGUGUAACUCACUAGGCAGUAAAUUGUGCUUUAUUGUACAGAUGUUGUGUAAUCAGCUAUAACUCAGGCCAUCCACUCAGGCACUGCAGAAACCAAACCAUUUCCUAAGGAAUAAUCCAGAACUACAUGUGGUACCACCAUCUUCAAUUAAAAACUCUCUACAGACCAAAUAAGCAAGUGCAAUUUCUUGGUGCAGCUGGCAGGAGUGCAGGCUCAGAAUGACCAAACAUUGGGUGGAUCUUUGAUGGGAUUUCUUGAGCUUGUGACUUCAAGAUCUCAUACCUGCAGCUGCUGUGAAAGUGGCCUCACACCUGUAUGUUCAAUGGUUGUCUGCUCCUGCCUCUGCAGGCAUCUCCAUCUAAUGGCACUGCUUCCCCUUUCCUGUAGUUUUACUUUGUGAUGAUGUAUCCACCGAGCAAUUUGUGUGCCAGGUCCGUAGUGGCUCUACAAGAGGGAAGCAAGGGAACAUGGUUGAGGCACAGGGUUGGUAACAAGCGCCCUGGCGAGGUGGAUUUCAGUGGUGAGCCCUGAUGCAGAUUUUUUGCUAAGAAUCAGCUGCUGCAGUCACGCAGAGCUUUUUUUGUAUUUUUAAUUAACCAUAUAAAGCUUCUGCUCCCAGCCUUCCCCUGGCCUGGCAGGCAGGGCCAUAGGUGGCCUGUGAGCUUUGUAAUAAGGAAAAUGUAAAAAUAAACUCUGAUACCAAAA
Corvus hawaiiensis (hawaiian crow) is the source of this 4558-nucleotide messenger RNA. Its product is annotated as histamine N-methyltransferase-like. The transcript has 6 exons. The coding region runs from base 2775 to 3653 and encodes 292 amino acids. The record is from RefSeq and is a predicted model, not a curated record. Gene Ontology annotation, molecular function: N-methyltransferase activity. NCBI's taxonomy places the organism in Eukaryota, Metazoa, Chordata, Aves, Passeriformes, Corvidae.